AUGAAGCACGCCAUGACGUCCCUGCCCUGCGAGGCAUACACAGUGGCAAUGAUCUGCCCACUAGAAGUGGAGAUGAGUGCCGCCAGAUAUAUGCUGAAUGAGGAGCACACAAAUACGCCAUGCGAGCAACUAGACACUAACCAGUAUAUCCUGGGACAGCUGAGUGGGCAUAAUGUGGUCAUUACCUCCUUGCCAUUGGGCUCCCAGGGAACUGUCUCGGCGGCCACCGUCGCGAUGCGAUUGACCCGAACCUUUCCUAAUAUCAAGCUGCGGCUUUUAGUUGGCAUUGCAGGAGGAGUACCUAGCUCCAAAUAUGAUAUUCGAUUGGGUGAUGUGGUAGUGAGCACCCCAUCUGGCACCUUUGGGGGCGUGGUGGAAUAUGAUCUAGGGAAGCAGACACCCAACGGCUUCAUACGGAAGGGCUUUCUUAGUCCACCUCCUACAGAGUGGAGAGAUGCUAUUUCCAGAAUGAAAUCCGAUCAUCGGGUUCAAUCCAAUAAGGUUAACGAAUUUCUGGCGGAAAUGCUGGCAAGAUCUGCUCGGCUGUCUGAAUAUGCACGGCCGAAUCCCCAAGAUGACGUUCUAUAUGAUUCAGCCUACGAACACCAGCCAGAGGAACCUACAUGUCUGAGAUGUGAUCCUUCAAAAAUCGUCCCUCGUCAAAUAAGAGAAUUUCAUCAUGAACCAAUUGUGUUCUACGGACUAGUCGCCUCUGGAAAUCAUGUCAUGAAACAUGCUAGUGAGCGCGAUCGAAUCAGCACGGACUGCGAUGGAGUCCUCUGCUUUGAAAUGGAGGCUGCUGGACUUAUGAAUGAUUUCCCUUGCCUGGUUAUUCGUGGCAUUUCUGAUUAUUGUGAUUCUCAUAAGAAUGACAUUUGGCAACCAUACGCUGCGGCCGCGGCAGCAGGGAUCGCCAAAGAACUCCUCAGCUACCUAACACCUAUCCACGGUCCGUUGAUCUUCAUAUUUAUGGAAUAA
Penicillium macrosclerotiorum is the source of this 978-nucleotide messenger RNA. RefSeq names its product 5'-methylthioadenosine/S-adenosylhomocysteine nucleosidase family protein. Gene Ontology annotation, biological process: nucleoside metabolic process. Gene Ontology annotation, molecular function: catalytic activity. Lineage: Eukaryota; Fungi; Ascomycota; Eurotiomycetes; Eurotiales; Aspergillaceae. The transcript has a single exon. The coding region runs from base 1 to 978 and encodes 325 amino acids. The record is from RefSeq and is a predicted model, not a curated record.